GGUGUGGCAUUACCGGAACAGGAGGACUCUCCUCGGGAUUCGGUGUCCUACUUGACGGAGAUUGCUUGUGUGCCAAGUUUCUCGCCGUAUAAAUCCGGGCAUCACUUUUCCUCUUUCUCCUGCAUGUUUGGUGCCUGCCAGUCUGCUGCCUUGCCUUCUUCGUCGACGGUCUCACCGCCUUCCUCUCGGUGUCAUCUAUUUACUGCGAGCAUGGCUUUAUCUAAGAUCGCCAAGACCGCAUUCAGCCGAUCUCAGGGUAGAAUAGCUUCCGAGAACUGCGUGCACCGGAUGGGGCUUCUCCGCCGCGGCCUUCCCGCUAGUCAACCUUACCACACUUUGCUUCCGAGUAUGAUGGCAAGCGAUGGCUUCUCUCGCAUCAGGAGAGCCGAUGUUUUCGGUGUCGAAAGCAGGGGAAUCAGCCACACCCCGUCCCGCGAAUACCCGCCUACUGCUCAGGCGAUCGAAGAUGAUUUGUAUGUGGAGGCUGAUGAUGGUGCGAGGCUGCCAGGAUUGGAGCCUACGAAGCCUGGUGAGAAGCCGAGGGUGGUGGUUCUCGGCACCGGAUGGGCUGGCUGCCGGUUCCUCAAAGGACUGGACGCCAAGCUUUAUGACAUCGUCUGCAUCUCUCCCAGGAACCACAUGGUCUUCACGCCCCUGCUUGCUUCUACCUGCGUUGGCACGCUCGAGUUCCGCUCGGUAGCUGAGCCGGUGGGCCGGAUCCAGUCUGCUCUGGCCGGAGCCCCUGAUUCCUACUUCUACCUGGCAAAUUGUACGGGGAUCGACACGGACAAGCACGAAGUGCAUUGCGAGUCUGUCCCAGGCACCGGGCUGCCUUACGACCCCUACCGCUUCAAGGUUGCGUAUGACAAGCUGGUUAUCGCGGCCGGUGCAGACCCUCUAACCUUCGGCAUCAAAGGAGUCCGAGAACAUGCAAUGUUUCUCCGUGAAGUACACCAUGCUCAAGAGAUACGAAGGAAGCUUCUUUUGAACCUGAUGCUCUCCGAGUCUCCGGGCAUAUCAGAAGAAGAGAAGAAGCGUCUUCUCCACUGUGUUGUCAUAGGAGGUGGCCCGACCGGAGUAGAAUUCAGUGGUGAACUGAGUGACUUCAUCAUGAGAGAUGUACGCCAGAGAUAUUCUCAUGUAAAAGAUCACAUUCAAGUGACUCUCAUAGAGGCAAAUGAGAUCCUAUCAUCGUUCGACAUCGGAUUGAGGCAGUACGCAACGAAUCACUUGACGAAGUCUGGAGUUCGUCUCGUGCGAGGCGUGGUGAAAGAGGUGCUGCCGGAGAAGAUACUCCUAAGCGACGGAAGUUGUGUUCCUUAUGGUCUGCUCGUCUGGUCCACCGGAGUCGGGCCCUCGGAGUUCGUGAAGUCGCUCGACCUUCCCAAGGCUCCGGGCGGAAGGAUCGGAGUCGAUGAAUGGCUUCGCGUUCCAUCCGUGGAAGACGUAUUUGCACUGGGAGAUUGCGCAGGUUUUCUGGAACACACAGGGAAGCCGGUUCUUCCUGCCCUGGCUCAGGUCCCUCGUACUCCUCCGUUCCUCUUCUUCGAGAUAGAUAGCAUGACGAAUCGAACAACUGUGGAUGCUGAAAGUUGCCAACUCCUCUUGCAAACAGGUUGCCGAGAGGGAGGGCAAAUAUCUCGCCAACAUGUUCAACGAGAUUGGCAAGCAGAACGGUGGCAAGGCGCACUGCGCCGGGAACAUCACCAUGGGGGAUCCCUUCGUCUACAGGCACCUCGGAAGCAUGGCGUCCGUUGGGCGCUACAAAGCAUUGGUGGAUCUAAGACAGAGCAAGGACGCCAAGGGCAUCUCCAUGGCCGGGUUCAUCAGCUGGUUCAUAUGGAGGUCUGCCUACCUGACGCGUGUGGUAAGCUGGAGAAACAGGUUCUACGUCGCGGUGAAUUGGGCCACGACUCUGGUCUUCGGCAGGGAUAACUCCAGGAUUGGAUAGGUCCAUCGAUCGCAAUGCUGCACGCCGCGAGGCAGCCAAGUUUUGGGAGCAAAAAAUCCUACGCUCGAAAUCAUCAUCAUUUUGUUUUGUUUUGUGUUUCUUUCUUUCUACUGUUCAAUUUUUUUAAUCCAAAAGAAUUUAUUUGUCGUAUUUAUAUCAAAAAAAAUCCUCUAAAAUUGAUAAUAAAAUCUAUAUGUUGGUUUCUGAUUA
Messenger RNA from Musa acuminata subsp. malaccensis (wild Malaysian banana), 2161 nucleotides. The record is from RefSeq and is a predicted model, not a curated record. Lineage: Eukaryota; Viridiplantae; Streptophyta; Magnoliopsida; Zingiberales; Musaceae.